GGUACCUGGCUGUGGAGGGUGACGCCAUGGGUGGGGCGGAGCGUGUGGGAUCCGCUGGGAGCCUCGGAUCCCCGACAGUUUUGCAGAACACUGAUAUCUAUGGACUCUAAAAUGGACUUCAUUUAAAGAAACCCACGGACCAUUAAUGGACAAAAACAUGAGUCAAUAUGUAUUGUGGCAUUCAAAUCCUAGCACUUUGGGAGAGGUUUUGGAGCCCUCUCUUAAGUCAGAACUCUGUCCCAAAAAUCCUCUGAGUGUCAUCUCAGGACUUUGGUUAUACUCAUGGCACAAUGGCCAACUUUCAGGAGCACCUGAGCUGCUCCUCUUCUCCACACUUACCCUUCAGUGAAAGCAAAACCUUCAAUGGACUACAAGAUGAGCUCGCAGCUAUGGGGAACCACCCAUCUCCCAAGCUCCUCGAGGACCAGCAGGAAAAGGGGAUGGUACGAACAGAGCUAAUCGAGAGCGCGCACAGCCCCGUCACCACAACAGUGUUGACAAGCGUAAGUGAGGAUUCCAGGGACCAGUUUGAGAACAGCGUUCUUCAGCUAAGGGAACACGAUGAAUCAGAGAUGACGGUGUCUCAGGGGAACAGCAACACAGUGGACGGAGAGAGCACGAGCGGAACUGAAGACAUAAAGAUUCAGUUCAGCAGGUCAGGCAGUGGCAGUGGUGGGUUUCUUGAAGGACUAUUUGGAUGCUUAAGGCCUGUAUGGAAUAUCAUUGGGAAGGCAUAUUCCACUGAUUACAAAUUGCAGCAGCAAGAUACUUGGGAAGUGCCAUUUGAGGAGAUCUCAGAGCUGCAGUGGCUGGGUAGUGGAGCCCAAGGAGCUGUCUUCUUGGGCAAGUUCCGAGCAGAAGAGGUGGCCAUCAAGAAAGUGAGAGAACAGAAUGAGACGGAUAUCAAGCAUUUGAGGAAGUUGAAGCACCCUAACAUCAUCGCAUUCAAGGGUGUUUGUACUCAGGCCCCAUGUUAUUGUAUUAUCAUGGAAUACUGUGCCCAUGGACAACUCUACGAGGUCUUGCGAGCUGGCAGGAAGAUCACGCCUCGAUUGCUAGUAGACUGGUCCACAGGAAUUGCAAGUGGAAUGAAUUAUUUGCACCUCCAUAAAAUUAUUCAUCGUGAUCUCAAAUCACCUAAUGUUUUAGUGACCCACACAGAUGCAGUAAAAAUUUCAGAUUUUGGUACAUCUAAGGAACUCAGUGACAAAAGUACCAAGAUGUCAUUUGCUGGCACAGUCGCAUGGAUGGCGCCAGAGGUGAUACGGAAUGAACCUGUCUCUGAAAAAGUUGAUAUAUGGUCUUUUGGAGUGGUGCUUUGGGAGCUGCUGACGGGAGAGAUCCCUUACAAAGAUGUAGAUUCUUCAGCCAUUAUCUGGGGUGUUGGAAGCAACAGCCUCCACCUUCCAGUUCCUUCCACUUGCCCUGAUGGAUUCAAAAUCCUUAUGAAACAGACGUGGCAGAGUAAACCUCGAAACCGACCUUCUUUUCGGCAGACACUCAUGCAUUUAGACAUUGCCUCUGCAGAUGUACUUGCCACCCCACAAGAAACUUACUUCAAGUCUCAGGCUGAAUGGAGAGAAGAAGUGAAAAAACAUUUUGAGAAGAUCAAAAGUGAAGGAACUUGUAUACACCGGUUAGAUGAAGAACUGAUUCGAAGGCGCAGAGAAGAGCUCAGGCAUGCACUGGAUAUUCGUGAACACUAUGAGCGGAAGCUUGAGCGGGCAAAUAAUUUAUACAUGGAAUUGAGUGCCAUCAUGCUGCAGCUAGAAGUGCGGGAGAAGGAGCUCAUUAAGCGUGAGCAAGCAGUGGAAAAGAAGUAUCCUGGGACCUACAAACGACACCCUGUUCGUCCAAUCAUCCACCCCAAUGCCAUGGAGAAACUUAUGAAAAGGAAAGGAGUGCCUCACAAAUCUGGGAUGCAGACCAAACGGCCAGACUUGUUGAGAUCGGAAGGGAUCCCCACCACAGAAGUGGCUCCCACUGCAUCCCCUUUGUCCGGAAGUCCCAAAAUGUCCACCUCUAGCAGCAAGAGCCGAUAUCGAAGCAAACCACGCCACCGCCGAGGGAAUAGCAGAGGCAGCCAUAGUGACUUUGCCGCAAUCUUGAAAAACCAGCCAGCCCAGGAAAAUUCACCCCAUCCCACUUACCUACACCAAGCUCAAUCCCAAUACCCUUCUCUCCAUCACCAUAAUUCUCUGCAGCAGCAAUACCAGCAGUCCCCUCCUGCCAUGUCCCAGAGUCACCAUCCCAGACUCAAUAUGCACGGACAGGACAUUGCAACCUGCACCAACAACCUGAGGUACUUUGGCCCAGCAGCAGCCCUGCGGAGCCCACUCAGCAACCAUGCUCAGAGACAGCUGCCAGGCUCGAACCCUGACCUCAUCUCCACAGCCAUGGCUGCAGACUGCUGGAGAAGUUCUGAGCCUGACAAGGGCCAAGCUGGUCCCUGGGGCUGUUGCCAGGCUGACCCUUAUGACCCCUGCCUUCAGUGCAGGCCAGAACAGUAUGGGUCCUUAGACAUACCCUCUGCUGAGCCAGUGGGGAGGAGCCCUGACCUUUCCAAGUCACCAGCACACAAUCCUCUCUUGGAAAACACCCUGAGUUCUGAGAAAAUGGAAGAAAAUGAAUUCAGCGGCUGUAGGUCUGAGUCAUCCCUCGGCACCUCUCACCUCGUCACCCCUCCAGCGCUACCUCGAAAAACAAGGCCUCUGCAGAAGAGUGGAGAUGACUCCUCAGAAGAGGAAGAAGGGGAAGUAGAUAGUGAAGUUGAAUUUCCACGAAGACAGAGGCCCCAUCGCUGUAUCAGCAGCUGCCAGUCAUAUUCAACCUUUAGCUCUGAGAAUUUCUCUGUGUCUGAUGGAGAAGAGGGAAAUACCAGUGACCACUCAAACAGUCCUGAUGAGUUAGCUGAUAAACUUGAAGACCGCUUGGCAGAGAAGCUAGACGACCUGCUGUCCCAGACGCCAGAGAUUCCCAUUGACAUAUCCUCACACUCAGAUGGGCUCUCUGACAAGGAGUGUGCCGUGCGCCGUGUGAAGACUCAGAUGUCUCUGGGCAAGCUAUGUGUGGAGGAACGUGGCUAUGAGAACCCUAUGCAGUUUGAAGAAUCGGACUGUGACUCUUCAGAUGGGGAGUGUUCUGAUGCCACAGUUAGGACCAAUAAACACUACAGCUCUGCUACCUGGUAAUGAAGGAAUACACAUCCUGAAGAUCUCGUGACUAUACUGGCAUUUCAGAUCCACCCCACCCCCAGACUCGUCCCACUCUCUCCCAGCAUUUUGUCUGGGAAGAGAGACUACCCCAUCUUUACCACCCCCUAGAAAUGAGCUGCAAUAACAGGAACAUGAGACUUCGCAAAUCUCUGGAAAAAUAAUAUCCAAAUGAAAUUAAGUCUCACUGAACAUUUCAAUCAAGAAUGGCAGGGAUCUAUUUUAUUGAAUAUUCUAGCUACUGUAACAUUGAUAUUUAUUUUUGUUUGACAUUUUAACACUUUGUACUGUAAAGAGUGAACUAUAUAUGAGAUAGAGAGACAAUAAUUUCUUGCAAAAAAAAAAAGAUAAAGAAAAAGAAAAGAACAGAAAAAAAGAAAUAAGUGGAAUUUAGGAGCAACAUCCUUGGGAAUUUGUGGGGCCGGGAGGUAUUAUUGCUGCUUGAACAGGGGACCAGGUCUUUUGGCCAUAAGUGACUAAAGAAGAGCCAGAGCAAGACACUGAACAUUUUAGAACACAAAGAACAGCAAAGGAAAAGCAAUUCCAGGCAACUUGUGAACAGACCAUAUUCACUUCAACCAGCUUGUCCAGGUGGCUUACGGAAAUGACCUAGAAAAGUCUGGUGACCAGAUACUUGCACCCAACGUCUUCAAGGGCGUGUGCUUCCUCUAGGAGGGAAAAACAGACAAACAAACAAACAAACAAACAAACCUGUGUAUGUGGAAGCUGGUUUCAUUUUUAAAUGUUUAAGCAGCAGUUGGUAGUGAGGUUUACAGAUAGUGUCAAAUCUUGAUUUUGGCAAAUACGUCCCUUUUUAGUGCUGUCACUGUCAUUACCUUGACAAAUGUGCUACCUUGACCCAAUGUGUUGAUCUUUCAUACUCAAGUGCCAUUUCCUUGUAGCUCAUUUCCUUUCUGCCUGCUGACCACUUCCUGUAGGAACAAAGGUUGGGGGGCAGUACUGAGGAGGAGAAAAGGGUAAGAGAGGAAGAACAUCUACAACGGUGUUAGGAAAACAAACGUGGAAUUUAUAAAACUCCAUUCUCAGGAUCACUCAGUUCAGCUACAUGGAGAAGAUGGAAUCAUGCCUCUCUGGAACCAGGUUGCUUGUGUACUUGAGUCAUAUUGAUUCAAGCAGAACAGACUUUGAAGGCAGCUAGGAUGUAUGUGUGUCUAUACAAUGUCUGAGCCCAAACCAUCCCUUUGUUUUUAUUCACUAACUCAUUCUAUCUUAGAAGUUCUUUUUUUUUUUUGGUUCGUUGGUUUGGUUGUUGUUUUUUUUUUUGUUUUUUUUUUUUUUGACAGUUUUGCUCUUUUUGCCCAGGCUAGAGUGCAAUGGCACAAUCUCAGUUCACUGCAACCUCCACCUCCCAGGUUCAAGCGAUUCUCCUGCCUCAGCCUCCCGAGUAGCUGGG
Nomascus leucogenys (northern white-cheeked gibbon) is the source of this 4626-nucleotide messenger RNA. RefSeq names its product mitogen-activated protein kinase kinase kinase 13 (gene MAP3K13). NCBI's taxonomy places the organism in Eukaryota, Metazoa, Chordata, Mammalia, Primates, Hylobatidae. Gene Ontology annotation, biological process: JNK cascade; protein autophosphorylation. The record is from RefSeq and is a predicted model, not a curated record. Gene Ontology annotation, molecular function: protein homodimerization activity; JUN kinase kinase kinase activity; ATP binding.